Molecule: messenger RNA, 1873 nt
Organism: Drosophila eugracilis
Lineage: Eukaryota; Metazoa; Arthropoda; Insecta; Diptera; Drosophilidae
Product: proline-rich protein HaeIII subfamily 1
Exons: 1
Coding region: 274-1398 (374 amino acids)
Source: RefSeq, a predicted model, not a curated record
UUUUCUUUCAUAAAUAUAUUUCUCCAUCAUCUCUUUUGUUUCGAUGCUAAAUUUGGCAUUCGAUUUCGGUGUUAGUUUAUUUAUGUAAAGUCCGGCCGCCAAAUUAAUUUUUAUAGUUCAGUUUUCGGCACUUCCCCUCGCACCUUUGGCACCUUCGAUCGACAGAUUUAGUGACUAUUUAUGGAACCUUUAUGUGAUGAUGCAAAGCAAUUUCCGUUCGCCAAAAUGGGAAAGUGAAAUGAUCCGGGCCGACGAUUUAUGUAAUAUGUUGAUAUGAUGUCUUAUAAGUGCCGGAUUUGGGGCCCGUGGCCGCAUAGCUCCCAUCGCCGCCGUGGUAGCUCACAGAGAUUAAGCCAGACACGAGAGAUGAUGAUGCAGCCAUGGAUCGUUCUGGUCCUACUGGGCCUACUUCCCUUGAUCAACGGGGAUGUGAGUCAUUUACCCAAGGAUUAUUUACCGCCCAAUGCGGAUUCACAGAAUGCAGUACACACACGAUCUAAUGAUGCCAAGGAGAUCCAGAAAGAUCCAUCUGGAUUCUAUCCAUCGACUGGAUUACCUUUACCGCCGGGUUAUGCCAUUCCCACAGGCAGUAACAUUCCACCGCAGCCUGUCCAGCCACCAAACUUCCCACUGCCCAUCUAUCCGCCAUUCUUUGGCUUCGGUGGGGGACCAGGAGAACAGGGAAUUGGUCCAGGAAUCGGUCCAGUGCCUUCGGCCUAUCCCAACGGUGGACCUUUCCCGGGAGGUCCUCCAAAUGCGGCUUACCAACAGCCUCCGCCUGGAACUUUCCCUGGAGGUCCCUUUCCUGGAGGACCUCAGGGUGGAGCUGGCGGAUUUAUCGCACCCCAGGGAGGAGCUUUUCCACCCGCAGCAGGUUUCCAACCACAAGGGGGUCCAGGAAAUGGAUUUAUACCCCAAGGAGCUCCCUUCCCACCGCAGGCUGGGCCCUUCCCACCACAAGGAGUGCCUUUUGCACCACAAGGAGUACCUGGAAAUGCUUUCCCAGGAGGCAACUUCCCACCACAAGAAGGACCAUUCCCACCACAGGGAGGAGCCUUCCCUCCACCAGGAGCUCAGUAUCCACCAGAGUUUCUAACAAACCAAGGUCUGCCCUUAACUAAUCCACAAGGUCCCUUCCAAGGACCCAAUCCCGCUGGAUUCAAUGUACCCGUUGGAUUUGGUGGACCUGUGCCUGGACAAAAUCCUUAUCAGCAAUUUGGACCCGGAUUCGGUGGACCAGCCCCGCCAGGCUACUCCGAUGAGCCAGAAAAGGAGCAGCCGCAAAAGGAAGCCGAGAGGACGGUAGUGGCACCUCCAUUGGCCGACGAUCCCAAGAGCAAUGCGGACACUGUCUACGCCACGAAUGGCGGCUAUGUCUACCAGAGGGCCAAGAAAUAAUUCCAAGGGUUUUAUAGCCCCAAUUUUCUUGGGGGACUGAGAAGUGCAACAUCAAUAUGUUCAUUAUAAAUUAUCAACCAUCGUUUUUUAUGUUUUGUAUUUUUCCGUCCGUCCGUGUUUUUAUUUAUUUUUUGGUGUUGUUGGCCAUAAAACCUGCGGACAGACAAAACGUUUGUCUUUAUGCUAAUCAAAGUCUUCGCCAAACUGACUGACAAACCAUAAACGAGACAAUCUAUCGCCGUGAUUGAUAUAGAUAUAUGUAUAAUACAUAUGUUUUAUGCAUGGUCCAAGUGGCCAGAGACAUCUGUUUCAUAAAUUAUGAUGUCUUCAAGAGUCGAGACAAGGCGAUAAGAGUCUAAAACAAAAAAAUAUACAAAAAUAUAAACACAAAAUGAUGAGUGGCUUGGGCGUGGAAUAAUAUCGAUUUGUGCACACGUUAUUUAUGAUAUACUACAGACUGCAUCCCUAAGGGUUU